AUGAGGCCCGAGGGCAGCGCGGGCCGCGGCGCGGGGCGCAGCCUGGCGCGGAUCGAGGGCGACGGCGAGCUGGGCGAGGAGGCCGAGGAGUGGUCGGAGGAGGUGCGGCGGCAGCAGGAGCAGCAGCUGCGCGCCGAGCUCCUGGAGCAGUACCGCGCGCUGCUGCUAGAGCGCGCCCGCUACCAGCGCUACAACGCGUACCUGCAGCACAAGGUGCACGACUCGCUGCGCAGGAAGCAGGGCCUCGAGGCGGCGGCCGAGGCGGCCGAGAGGGCCGAGCCCGAGGCGCCGGCGAAGGAGCAGGCCUACCUGCGCCACCUGGCUUUGCUGGAGGAGCUGAAGAAGCAGGAGGCCGACGACCUGGCCUGGUACCACCAAGAGCUGGCCCAGCUCAAGCAGCAGUGCCAGGAGAAGGUCGCCCGGGUGGAGAAGGCGUGGCACUCCUUCCAGGCCCUCAAGAAGCAGGUGGUGCUGCAGGCCACGGGCCGCUGCCGGCUGCGCGGCGGGCGCCAGGCCGCCCUGCGCGAGGUGGAGCAGAUGCAGGCGCUGGAGGGCCGGAGGGAGGAGGAGAUGAGCGCGGUGCGGCUGGAGAACGUGCAGCUGAAGCAGAGCCUGGUGCACCUGGAAACCAGGAUGCGGGCCCAGGAGGACCUGACGGAGGGCCUGCUCCUCAUCGACUUCGAGCAGCUGAAGAUCGAGAACCAGACCUUCAACGAGAAGGUGGAGGAGCGCAAGGAGGAGCUCCUGAAGCUGCACACCAAGGUGACCAGCCACGUGCAGACUCUCACCCACGUGAAGGAGAAGCUGCACUUUGUGCAGACGGAGAACAUGGCCAAGAAGUCGCGGCUCCUGGACAUGGAGCUGCGCGUGGCCCGGAAACGCGACGUCCUGACCAAGACCAAGCAGGCCCGCGACAGCCUGCGGCUCGACAACAUCAGGCUGAACCACAGGUGUGGGCUUCUGGGCAAGGACUCGCUCCUCCUAGACAUGGAGCGGAAGGCGGAGCAGACGGAGCUGCUCACCCGGCGCCUGGAGUCCCUGAAGCGCCACCACGCGGGGCUGGCUCUGUCCUGCAAGGGGAUGAAGGAGAAGAUCAGGGAAGCCAAAGCCUUUCUCCCCUAG
Messenger RNA from Orycteropus afer afer, 1122 nucleotides. It is a transcript of the gene CFAP184, whose product is annotated as coiled-coil domain containing 96. Gene Ontology annotation, biological process: cilium assembly. Gene Ontology annotation, cellular component: ciliary basal body; axoneme. The transcript has 2 exons. The record is from RefSeq and is a predicted model, not a curated record. Bases 1 to 1122 code for a protein of 373 amino acids. Lineage: Eukaryota; Metazoa; Chordata; Mammalia; Tubulidentata; Orycteropodidae.